Molecule: messenger RNA, 339 nt
Organism: Cryptomeria japonica (Japanese cedar)
Lineage: Eukaryota; Viridiplantae; Streptophyta; Pinopsida; Cupressales; Cupressaceae
Product: glycine-rich RNA-binding protein blt801-like
Exons: 3
Coding region: 1-339 (112 amino acids)
Source: RefSeq, a predicted model, not a curated record
AUGGGUGAUGAGACAGUUUGGAUAGAGGCAGGGAUUGCCGAGGGGGUCAGAAGAGUAUUCAAGGGUGGUUCGGGAGAGAUUUUAGUGGGGGCCAAUCCAGCGGAGCCGAUACCAUCCUUUGAGGAGGACAAGAGACAACGACAGAGGAGGAGAGGAGAGCAAGAAGUAGGAGGAGGAGAUGAUGGUGCUGGUGGAGGAGGAGAUGGAGGUGGGGGAGGUAGAUUUGGGGGUGGUCGUGGAUUUGGUGGAGGAGGUGGUGCAGGGGGUAGUGGUGGAGCAGGGAGUAGUGGUGGAGCAGUUGGUGAUGGUGGUGCAACAUCUGGCCAGAGUGCCAUUUGA